This is a messenger RNA of Diospyros lotus (date-plum), 2245 nucleotides long. RefSeq names its product F-box/LRR-repeat protein 3. Gene Ontology annotation, molecular function: protein binding. Gene Ontology annotation, cellular component: SCF ubiquitin ligase complex. The transcript has 2 exons. Lineage: Eukaryota; Viridiplantae; Streptophyta; Magnoliopsida; Ericales; Ebenaceae. Gene Ontology annotation, biological process: SCF-dependent proteasomal ubiquitin-dependent protein catabolic process. The record is from RefSeq and is a predicted model, not a curated record. Bases 208 to 1950 code for a protein of 580 amino acids.
UAUGCAUAUGGCCAUUUCAAAUUUGAAAAGCGAACAACAUUUCACGUCAUCAUUCCAACGAAUCGUAAGCGACUGGACUUACUCUUCCCUAAUUUUGCUCUCUGAGCUCCCUUCUCAAACCCUAAUCUCUUCAAUUCAGUCAAUCAAAAUUCUCAGUUGUUCCGCGGAUUAGGAAUUCAAUCUCUUUUCGUGUCAAUAGUUGUUGAUAUGGCGGAGAGGUGCGAAGAUCUUCCGGACGAGUGCUGGGAACUGAUAUUCAAUCGGCUCGACCAUCACUCCCAAUUCGAAGCCCUCUCUCUUGUCUGCCGGCGAUUUCUUUCCAUCACGGAUCGGCUUCGUACCUGCCUCACGAUCCUCUACCCGACAAUUCAUGUUCACGGUACUCUUUCUAAAUUAUUCAAUCGAUUCCACCGCGUUAAAACCAUCGAUCUCAGCCGAUUUCAUGGCGAAAUAGAUCGGGUCGUUCUUGAGAUUGCCGGGUCUGGGUUGAACCUCGAAGCCCUAGAUGUUUCGGGAAGCCAUUGCCUCGCAAUGGAGGGCUUGAAUCGAUUAGGGUUGAAUAUGAAGAGUUUGAAGGUUUUCAAUUGUGCGGGUCUCUGGAGAUUUUGUGAUAGUGAAUUGCUUGCAAUAGCGAAUUCGAUGCCGUGGGUGGAGGAGCUGGAUAUCAGUUAUCCUCGCAAUGUUUUCGACUUGCAUAGGGAGUUCGAGAAUCUGAGCCCGGAUAAAGCAAAUAUAACUGAUGAGGGAAUUAGGGUUUUGUCAUCCAAAUUAAGGGGCCUGAGAAAAAUCAAUAUUUCUGGGAACGAAUUCCUUACAGAUAGGUCGAUUGACGCCCUCUGCUCCAACUGUGUCCUCUUGGAAGAAAUUGUAGUUCAGGACUGUCCACUGAUUACCCAUCAUAGCAUUGGAUCUUUGAUUCGCAAUAGCCCCAACUUGGGUUCAGUCAAAGUUAAUGGACUUAGACUCUUUGGAUCUUCUGUAGACUUGCCUGUUAGUGGUUCGUUUGGUUAUGCUAGAGCUUUAUCCUGUAUUGUGAUGCAUAAUUCAUUUGUCUCUGAUGAAUUUCUCUCAAUGCUUGUAAAGUCUGAUAUUCCUUUGAAGAGGUUCAGUCUUGAUGGGUGCUUUGGUUUUACAUUCUCUGGACUCUCGUUGCUCUUGCAAACUUACCAGUAUCUUGAGUACUUUUCUCUUGUUGGUGUUGACUUUCUCACUGAUGAUCACAUGAGUCAUUUGUCUAACUAUCUCAGUACUUCAAUUGCAGUAAAGCUCGGGUUUUGCUCCGGGCUAACUCAUUUGACCUUUGCAGUGCUUGUAAAGAAUUGUCCUCUCCUGGAGGAUAUUGAUAUGGGUAGAACAAAUCUAGGUGUAGGCGAAUGCAAUGUAGAUGCCGUAGAAAACCCACGAAUCAGGUCUUUGAAAUUAGUAAAGAAUGUGAAUCUGACCAAUGAAUGUCUUGGAAAACUUGCUUCAAUGUGCCCCGGUUUACAACUCCUUGAUGUCUCCUAUUGCCUGGGUAUUGAUGAAGAAGGCAUUUUGAGCUUUCUAAGAAGUGGCUCAAAGAUUCGCCAACUGCAGAUCAAUGGGUGUUGGGGGAUUAAGAACAUUGGAACCAGUUUUGAACUUCCUGAACUGGAGGUCUUGCAAGCCGCCAAAUCAGGGAUCAAUGACAAAGCACUGGCAACGAUAGGGGCUAGGUGUCGCAUGCUUCAGAAUCUGAACUUGAAGGGUUGCUUGGGCGUGACAGCGGGAGGGUUGAAGGAAAUUUUGACAAAUUGCCGAAGGCUGAGGGAGAUAAAUUUGACCUCGUGUGUCAAUGUAAGUAUGGAGGACUUGGUUCGGCUGGUGUUUUCACGGCCGUCAUUGAGGAAAGUAGUGCCGCCAAACGUCUCAUUUGCUACUGAAAACCAGGGGAAAAUUUUCUUGCGCCAUGGAUGUCUUCUUGGUGUCUGACUGGCCCUCGAAUAUCGGCAUAGCCAGUGAGAAAGCAGCUGAGAAUAUUUGUUCAUCUUUAUCUUUUUAAGUUCCAUUGAUUGAUCCAUUUGUAUAGGACUAUGUUGUUGAGACGCGAAGAUUGAUGAUUGUGUUGUGAUGUAAACUAUUUUGAUUGACAAAGUUCGAAGAUUUUUGCUCAAAGCAACAAUGGUGUUUUGGGUUCUAGAUUUGUACGGUUUUUUCAUGCAUAGCUUUCAACUUGUAUCAGCUGUUAACAUCGGUGGAGAGUGCAAAUGAAAAGCUCUUGUGUGUG